UCAAUGGACCCCGUAUACUGUAAAGGUCGACGGGAAGAGCAUCCAGCCAUAGAAUACUCAAUAAAUCUCGCCCAACCCAUGCCAGCAUAGAGUGCAGUUACGGUUAUCUGGUCGAGAAGUUCAAUCGUUCUGUAUUGGUCCUACUGUGUCACAUCUUCUAUGGCUACCGGUCGACUAAAGCCUUGUGAGUGGACUUUUUGAACUGAAACUGAAAGAAGUCCGCCGUGUGUGUUUUUGUUUCUUUGUCUUGACAUCAUGUUAACGGUUGUAAACAAGUGUCACUGUCGUAAGUGAUUAGAUCAUCUGUGAAAACCUGCUGUUAUGAAGGUUGGUAACAUGAGUAUCCAACUGUAGAAAAUCUUCCUCGCGAAUUCCGUCUGAUCCAUGCAAACAAGGAAAAGUAGACGAUAAAGACACUCCAUAUAUUUCUUCAAAGACAAUAGAAUGUGAUCAAAUUUGGUUAUUUCUAGCUAGACAAGUGACUGUAUAGUCUCUCCUGUUGGCUUGUUGGCCUGUCCCUGUGUAGCUAUAAUGGGUGAUACAGAUGUUAUUGUGACUAAAUACACCAAUAACAAUGGAAUGGAACUGGAUGCCAAACAACCAGCUGUCUGCAUAACAGAGCGAAGUUCAAAACCAGAAUCCAAUGGUGUUUCUGUUGAAAAUGGUGGCGUGCCAAUUUCCAACUCAGAUGAAUUUAAUUAUGAAGUAACUAAUCAGCUGGCACCUGCAAUUUCUUACACUGCUGUUAAUUCAUGUGACACUGUUAACCUUCGAAUCAGUGACAAAGAAUUUUGCAAUCUCCCACCAAUUUCUGUUCCUUACCUUCUCCACUCUACAGUACAGAAAAUACCAAAUACAACAGCAUUAGCUGUGAAACGUGACAAUGUCUGGAUAAAGUGGUCCUACAAAGAAUAUGAAGAGGAAGUUUUGUGUAUUGCUAAAGCUUUUAUAAAGUUGGGUUUAGAGCCUCAUCAUGGUGUUGGUAUCCUGGGUUUCAACUCUCCAGAAUGGUUGAUUUCCAAUUUAGCUGCAAUAUAUGCUGCUGGUAUAUCAGUUGGAAUAUACACAACAAAUACAGCAGAAGCUUGUGCAUUUGUUGCCAAAGAUAGCAACACAAAUAUUAUGAUUGUGGAAAAUCAUCAACAAUUACAGAAGAUUUUGGAAGUACGUGACAGCUUACCUGACUUGAAGGCAAUAGUUGUUUAUUCUGGAGAGGUUGCUGUUAAGGAGCCCAAUAUCUAUUCGUGGCAAGAGUUGAAGAAAAUGGGUGCUGAAUUACCAAUGUCACUUGUUCAUCAAAGACUUCAGACCAUCAGUCCAAACAAAUGUUGUUUACUUAUUUACACUAGUGGAACAACUGGUAACCCAAAAGGUGUAAUGAUCAGCCAUGACAAUUUGACAUGGACAGCACAUGUGGUUCAACAAAACACGCCCAUUGAAUUUGGCAAUGAGUUCAUCCUGAGUUAUCUACCAUUAAGUCAUGUUGCAGCACAGUUACUAGAUAUAUAUAUGACGAUUUCAGCAGGCGCUUCACUUUACUUUGCACAACCAGAUGCUUUAAAGAGUUCUCUAGCGGUUACAUUAAGAGAAGUACGUCCAACCUUUUUCCUGGGUGUGCCCAGAGUCUGGGAGAAAAUUGUGGAAAGGAUAAAAACUGUUGGUCAUGAAUCAAGUAAUCUGACAAAGAAGAUUGCAACUUGGGCUAAAUCUGUUGGAUUGAAAGGAAACUAUAGCCGUAUGAAUGGAGAAACCAAAUCAUUGAGUUGUGGUUGUUCUUCCAGACGGACUUCAAAACCUCUUCUCUGGCCUGUGGCAAAUGUUUUAGUAUUUAAGAAAGUGAGGUCCACUCUUGGACUUGACCGGUGUAAGAUGUGCCUCACUGCUGCCGCACCAAUUAUGAAGGAAACUCUUGAUUUUAUGAUGAGUCUUAACAUUCCAGUUCUAGAAAUUUAUGGCAUGAGUGAAAGUACCGGUCCACACACAAUAUCUGUUCCUAAGAAAUUUAAAGUUGGAAGUGUAGGAUGUGACUUGUGUGGUGUGCAGACAUUGUUACAUUCUGUGGACGGUGAUGGUAAUGGUGAGGUUUGUAUGAAUGGCAGACACGUGUUCAUGGGUUACUUGAAAACUCCAGAGAAAACUAACGAAGCCAUUGAUGAGGAUGGUUGGUUACACUCUGGCGAUAUUGGCAAGAAAGAUAAAGAUUUUCUCUAUAUAACUGGGAGAAUUAAAGAAAUAAUAAUCACUGCUGGGGGUGAAAAUAUUGCCCCAUGUCCAAUUGAGGAGGCUGUCAAGGAAGAGUUGCCGAUUGUUAGCCAAUGUAUGGUGGUUGGUGACAAGCGCAAGUUCCUGUCGAUGCUCAUCACCUUGAAGGUGGAUAUUAAUCCUGACACGCUGGAACCAACCGACAAACUAACUACUUUAGCUGCGAGUUGGUGUCGGAGUAUUGGCUCAAAUACCACUACAGUCUCGGAAAUAGUUAACAACAAAGAUGAAAAUGUAAUGAAAGCUAUUCAGAAUGCUAUUGAUAAAGCCAAUCUAAAAGCAGUGUCCAGAGCUGCUAAAGUGCAGAAAUGGUCCAUAUUACUCAAAGAUUUCUCAAUACCUGGAGGAGAGUUGGGUCCAACAAUGAAGGUGAGACGUCCUAUUGUUCAUAAGAUGUAUUCAACUCUCAUCGAUUCAUUUUACUGAAAUAAACUAACUAGGUGAAGUUUCCUAUUACAGUGAUCUAGUUUGCGUUAGCUGAGAGGUUGUCAAGUCUAUUCACUACAACUUAAUGUUGAAGUACUGUAUAAUCUAAGUAGCUUCUUAGCUGGCUAUAUUCCCUAAUAUCUUGCAAAUUAGUUCAGCAUUCCCCCAAUGGGAAUAUAUCAGUACCCUAACUGGAAGAAUACAACUUCUACUUUAUCCUUCAACUUUGACAGCAAUUAAUAUUCUAGCAAAUUAAAAAUCUGAAUUUUUACUAAAA
Messenger RNA from Octopus sinensis (East Asian common octopus), 2965 nucleotides. RefSeq names its product long-chain-fatty-acid--CoA ligase ACSBG2. Gene Ontology annotation, molecular function: long-chain fatty acid-CoA ligase activity. Gene Ontology annotation, cellular component: membrane; endoplasmic reticulum. The record is from RefSeq and is a predicted model, not a curated record. Lineage: Eukaryota; Metazoa; Mollusca; Cephalopoda; Octopoda; Octopodidae. The transcript has 17 exons. The coding region runs from base 532 to 2688 and encodes 718 amino acids.